Molecule: messenger RNA, 711 nt
Organism: Nicotiana attenuata
Lineage: Eukaryota; Viridiplantae; Streptophyta; Magnoliopsida; Solanales; Solanaceae
Exons: 3
Coding region: 1-711 (236 amino acids)
Source: RefSeq, a predicted model, not a curated record
AUGCAAACUAGAGGUCGCAAGCGACUGAUAAUUGAACAAGAUGAUGAUGAAGAUGUGCGACCUUAUAUUGAGAAAUUGAUGGAUGGUCAAAACCACUCAGCAGCCCAACCUUAUAUUGAGGAGUUAAUGGAUAGUCGAAACUUCUCUGAAUAUCAAGCACAUGAUGAGCAAUCCAAUGAGUUGAAUAGUUCUGCUGGUGGCACUGAGGCUCAACAUAAUGAAGAUGAAUCAGGUAAUUCAGAGCGAAGAAAGGUUCACGGGCCUACUUUACUAAAAGAUAUUUGGAAGCUUCCUCCGGGGAAGAUAGUUGAUGUGUCGUUUAAUAAUCGUAACCAAGCUAUUGGGGAAAAAGGUCGAAAACUUGCUAGCUUUCUAGGAAUUAUCGCGAGAACUCCAGAACUAAUACCUCUACAUGCAGAUGAUGGGAGAAAUUUUGACAAGGAGGAAAAGAAUAAAUUGGUGGAUUUUCAGAAGAAGAAGUUCUCUAUCCCUAAACGGGGAGAAACUUAUGUCUUAAAGUCACUAGGAAAGAAAUGGAAAGAUUACAAGUGCGAGUUAAAAGGUGAGUAUAUGCGAAAAUAUAAGACUAAAGACGCUUUGCUGAAAAAUAGACUAAGUCGCAUACCGAGGGAUCAAUGGAGUGGUCUUGUCUCUUAUUGGUUUUCGGAUAAAGCUAAGGCAUCAACAAUUAAAUCUUUAAAACACCCCUAG